Molecule: messenger RNA, 8334 nt
Organism: Arachis duranensis
Lineage: Eukaryota; Viridiplantae; Streptophyta; Magnoliopsida; Fabales; Fabaceae
Product: protein KINKY POLLEN-like
Exons: 23
Coding region: 174-8006 (2610 amino acids)
Source: RefSeq, a predicted model, not a curated record
UCGGAUCUUAACCAUAACACUGCAACGCUCUCCUAACGCCACGCUUUUCAAGACUCAAUCCCCUUUCCUCAUACGCAAUCCCUUCUUUUCAAACAAAUUCUAAGCACUUCAAUUUUAAGUGUUUCUUCUUCUCCUUUCAUCAAUAGACACAUGAUUUUUCCCUUUCGGCAAAAAUGGAAGUUACUCCUGCUAAUUUCGUGAUUGCGUUCUUCUCAUUUUGUUUUACAGCGUUUUUCACGUUUUUAUUUGUUUGUGCAUUCUCGGUUUGGAUUGUGAGUAAGAUUUUGGGUGCAAGAGUUGGAUUUCGAGUUGGUGGAUGUAAUCGUAUAAGAGACAUUGUCGUGAGGUUUAAUAAGGGUGCUGUGGAAUCUGUAUAUGUUAGUGAAAUUAAAAUCAUCUUGCGUCAUUCCUUGGUCGAACAUGUUGCGGGUGUUAGUUCUUUGGAUCCAAAAUUGCAACUAUCAAUAUGCAAGUUAGAAGUUGUUACAAGACCUUCUAUUAAAAGCCCUGCAAAGAAGAAAACUCAGAAGUCCCGUGCUCGUAGUUCAAGCAAGGGAAAGGGAAAGGGAAAGGGGAAUAAAAAGUGGAUAAUGAUAAGCAACAUUGCCAAAUAUUUGUCUGUUUGUGUGACAGAUAUAGUUCUAAAGACACCUAAAUUUGCACUUGAGAUAAGGGAGUUGAAUGUGGAUAUAUCUAAAGAUCAAGGGUCUGAAACAAAAUUGUUUGUUAGGGUAAACAUUUUGCCCAUUGGUGUUCGUAUUCAUGGGCCUCAAAUGGGUGAUCAAUUGUCCAAUCCUACAAGAAAAGGGUACAUUGCUCCUAACCAAGCAUCUGCUACAGCUGCAGAAAAGUCUUCUGGUUCUUUUAUGUGUGAAAAAUUCAACGUUUCAUGUGAAUUUGAUCAUAAUAGUGAAGUAGGUACAAUUAUUAAGAAUGUGGAUAUUUCUAUUGGAGAGAUCAUGGUGAAUUUGAAUGAGGGGAUUCUGGUUAAGAAAAAGAGUUCUUUGGAAUCUCACUCUACCCCUGAUAUAAGUACAACACCAGGUGAAGAUUCUAUAAGCACACCAGAGCCAUUAAGUAAGCAGCAAAAACUUGCGGCCAACAUUUCUAAAUUUCCUGAGAAGGUUUGCUUCAACCUGCCAAAAGUGGAUGUAAAAUUUACCCAUCGGGAACAUGGUAUUUUAGUUGAAAAUAGUAUCACGAGUAUCCAAUUGAACAUCAACAAAUUUCGAUCCAUUGAGGAUGUUGGCGAGAUCACACAAGUUGAUGUCCAACUGGUGUUUAGUGAAAUUCAUCUACUUAGAGAAGCUGGUUCUUCAAUGUUGGAGAUAUCCAAGUUGGAUCUAAUAUUUUUUGUGUAUGUUCCAGUACAGUCAUUGUCACCUAUUAGAGCUGAAAUUGAAAUUAGUCUCGAAGGUUUUCAAUGCAAUAUCCUAACUAACAGGUUAAGGCAUUGGUUGCUUCUCCAUUUGUCCAAGAAGAAAAGAAUGGUUCUUCAAGAAGAUUCUUCUGUUGUAAAACCAAAACCAAAACCAAAACCAAAAUCUACUGAUAAAAUGGCUAUCAAGUGGAAAUGUACGGUGUCAGUUCCUGAGGUGACAAUAAUGCUUUCUGAUAUGGCCGGAUCUCCGGCGUACAAUGGUUGCUUACAAUCAUCACAUCUAGUUGCAAACAACAUUUCACAUAUGGGGACUACUGUACACUUUGAACUUGGUGAAAUAAAUCUUAGCUUGGAUGAUGAAUAUAAAAAGUGCCUGGAAGAAAGCUUUCUUGGCAUGGAAACAAACUCUGGCUCCAUUAUGCAAAUUACAAAGGUUAGUUUGGACUGGGACAAAAUGGACACGAAAUCCUCCGAAGAAGACAGUUCUAAGGGUAUGCAAAGUUUAUCAGUUACUAUAAAUAAUGUGCGAGUUGUUGUAUCUGUAAAGCGUGUAGAACCAUUAAUAGCAGUAGCAAUGCCCUUGCAAGCAUUAUUAAAAAGCUUAUCUGCUUCAAAGAAGAAAUCAACUCAGAUCACAAAGCCUCCUCCACCAAAACCUCCGUCUGGAAAGGGAGCUAAAUUGGUGAAAUGCAAUCUGGAACAAUGUUCACUGUAUAUAUUUGGGGAGACCGAAUUGGAAAAUGCAGUUAUUCCAGAUCCCAAGCGAGUCAAUUAUGGUUCACAAGGUGGUAGGAUUGUAAUAACUGAAUCAGCUGAUGGUACCCUGCGCACUGCAAGCGUAAUGUCCAAUAGUGAAUACCCAAAGCUUAAGUACUCUAUCUCUCUUGAAAUUGUUCAUACAAAGUUGUGUUUAAAUAAGGAAAAACAAUCCACUCAAAUAGAACUUGAAAGGACUCGAUCCAAUUAUGAGGAAUACAUAGAGGAAAAUGAUAGGCCAGUGACAAAGGUGGCUUUAUUUGAUAUGCAGAAUGCCAAGUUUCUACAACGCUCAGGCGGCGUUAAAGAGAAUAGUACCAGGUCACUUUUUAGUGUUACUGACAUUACUGUGAGGUGGGAGCCCGAUUUACAAAUAUCACUGAUGGAUUUUGUUCUUCGAUUGAAAUCUGUAAUGCAUAAUAGCAAGCUUCAGGAGCAAGGUAAUGAGAAUGUUGAAGAUUUGUCUAAAGCUAAAGAUGCUCCAAUACCAGAACCAAGACAUGUUGAGAAGAAGAAGAAGAAAGAACAAAUUUUUGCAGUUGAUGUAGAAAUGCUAAAUAUAUCUGCUGGGUUGGGAGAUGGAGUUGAAGCAACAGUUAAGGUGCAAUCAAUUUUCUCUGAGAAUGCUCGCAUAGGAGUGCUCCUCGAAGGACUUAUGUUUGGUUUUAAUGGGGCUAGAAUCAUCAAGAGUAGUCGAAUGCAAAUUUCACGAAUUCCUAGUAAAUCUAUUAGUUCAUCUAUUGGCCCAACCUUGGAUUGGGUAAUUCAAGGACUUGAUAUCCAAAUUUGUAUGCCAUAUAGACUGCAACUUCGAGCUAUUGAUGACGCUCUUGAGGAUAUGUUGAGAGCUUUGAAGCUGAUAAUUGCUGCUAAGACUAGUAUAAUUUUCCCUGUGAAGAAAGAGAGUUCUAAAGUCAAGAAACCUAGUUCAGGGGUAAAGUUUGGAUGCCUAAAGCUUUUCAUACGCAAGCUAACUUUUGAUAUUGAGGAAGAACCUAUCCAAGGAUGGCUCGAUGAACAUUAUCAUCUGCUAAAAAGGGAAGUGGGUGAGCUAGCUGUUCGGAUGAACUUCCUAGAUGAAUUUGUAUCAAAGGCCAAUCAAGGGUCGAAAUCUAAUAAUGAUGAUACUACCACUGUUAAUUCUUCUCAAGGAAAGAAUGUUGAUGGUAAUGAUAUUGAAGUUAAUGCAAGUGACUCUUCAACAAUUAAUUCUAUGAGGGAAGAAAUUUAUAAACAAUCAUUCCAACAAUAUUAUCAGGCAUGUCAGAGCCUAGUGUUAUCAGAAGGUUCAGGUGCUUAUAAAGAUGCUGGCUUUCAAGUUGGUUUCAAACCGAGUGCUUCAAGGAUUUCUCUUUUGACGUUAUCUGCAUCAGACUUAGAUGUAACCUUGACAAAAAUUGAUGGUGGAGAAGAUGGGAUGAUUGAACUUCUAAAGAAGCUUGAUCCUAUCAUUCUUAAACAUAAUAUACCAUUUUCGCGAAUGUUUGGAGCAAACAUUGUCUUACGCACUGCUUCUCUUGUCGCCCAGAUUCGUGAUUACACAUAUCCUCUUUUCUCUGGAAGUUCUGGCAGAUGUGAAGGCAGCGCUGUCUUAGCUCAGCAGGCAACCUUCUUUCAACCUCAAAUGCUUCAGGAUGUUUAUGUUGGAAAAUGGAGAAAGGUUUCCAUGCUUCGAUCACUUACUGGUACUACUCCACCAAUGAAGUCAUAUUUAAAUUUGCCAAUACAUUUUCAAAAGGGUGAAGUGUCAUUUGGUGUGGGUUAUGAACCCGUUUUCGCUGAUAUUAGUUAUGCGUUCACAGUAGUAAUGCGAAGGGCUAAUCUAAGUGUCAUAAAACCUGGUCCACUUAUUUUGCCACCAAAAAAAGAGAAGAGUUUACCGUGGUGGGAUGACAUGAGAAACUAUAUCCACGGAAAAGUCUCUUUAACAUUAUCUGAAACAAAAUUUCAUCUUUUGGCAACUUCAAAUCCUUAUGAAAAGCUUGAUAAACUUGAAAUUGUAACAAGCUCUAUGGAAAUUCAUCAGUCAGAUGGUAAAAUUUAUGCUUCUGCCAAAGAUUUCAAGGUUCUAGUGAGCAGUUUGGAAAACUUGGCAAGCAAGCAAGGUUCUGAAAUUCCAGCAGGUGUGUCUGGUGCAUUUUUGGAAGCUCCAUUCUUUAUUCUUGAUGUUAGAAUGGAUUGGGAUUGUGACUCUGGGGACCCCAUGAAUCAUUUCUUAUUUGCACUUCCAGCUGAGGGAAAGACUCGGGAGAAAGUAUUUGACCCAUUUAGAUCCACCAAUUGGUCCCUUCGGAUGGACAUAUAUUUCAGCUCCUUUCUUCCUUCGUUUGAGAAACAAUCCUCAUCCUCAAUGGCUGGAACAGAUACUCGUCCUUCUCAUAAUGUUUCACCUGCUUACACAAUUAUCAAACUUGGUGCUCAUGAUCUUGCAUGGCUUGUCAAAUUUGGUAAUGUGAUGUACCUCCCUCCGCAUAAGUUGCGUUUGUUCUCUCGUUUCCCUCGUUUUGGAGUUCCAAGGAUUCUUAGAUCUGGUAAUCUUGCAAUGGAUAAAGUGAUGACUGAAUUUAUGAUCCGUAUAGAUUCCACACCAACUUGCAUAAAGAACAUCCCUUUCCACGACGAUGAUCUGGCUAAAGGACUAACCCUCACGAUGAAUAAGAUGAAGUUUGAAGUAUGUUUUAGUAGGGGUAGGCAGAAGUAUAAUUUUGAAAGCUUUCGUGACCUUCUGGCAAUUGUUUAUGAAGGUGUCGACUUACACAUGCCCAAAGCUUUUAUAGAUAAAGAAAACUCUACUAGCAUUGCUAAAUUACUAAACAUAAUACCAAAAACUUCUCAACCUUCAGCUGCAUCUAAGGACAAAGCUAACUCUAAAGAAGGUGACAUUGUCGUACAAAAGAAUAAUGAUGACGGGUUCAUAUUAUCUUGUGAUUACUUCAUUAUAAGGAGGCAGUCUCCAAAGAUUGAUCCUGCUAGAUUACUAGCCUGGCAAGAAGCAGGAAAAAAAUAUGUUCAGCCAACCAAUGUUCGGGGUCAACCUGAAAAAAGAAUUGAAAGUGAUGAGCAUGAGCAGUCUGACCCAAGCGAUGACGAUGGUUACAGUGUGAUAAUAGAUGACAAUUGUCGUCGUGUGUUUGUGUAUUGCCUUAAGAUUUUAUGGAACAUUGAAAACAGAGAUGCUGUUUGCUCCUGGAUUGCUUGUCUAGCUAAAGCUGCUGCACCUUCCAAACCUUCUCCAUCUCGACAGUAUGCGCGGAGAAAGCUUCUUGAGAAAACCAAACAACAUGAUGUGAGUACUAAUGCAAACCAACAAGAUCAGGGGGCUGAAAACCAACAAAAUAAUGGAGCAAAAACCCAGCAAGAUGCAGUUGGAGUAGUUGAAAGCAGUAAAGAAUCAGAAGCUGAAACCCAUCAUGAUGCUGCGAUUGGAAAUAAAACUAAUAGGGAUGAUAGAGUUCAAGAAAACCGUCAAGAUGAGAUUUCUAAAUGCCCUCCUGCUAGUAAUAUAUCAGACUCUUCCUCUUUUCAAACCACUGAGACUUCUGGAUCACUUCCAAAUCCACCAGAUUUGACUAAGGUGGACAACUUGACAUCUGCAAAAAAGGAAAAUACAGAAGAUUCAACAGAAGGGACUCGACAUUUCAUGGUGAAUGUUAUUGAGCCACAAUUUAAUCUGCACUCAGAGGAUGCAAAUGGUAGAUUUUUACUUGCUGCUGUUAGUGGUCGUGUCUUGGCCCAAUCAUUUCAAUCGGUCCUUCAAGUUGGUCAGGAAAUGAUUGAGCAACAACUUAGCACUAAAGAACUGCCUACUGUUGUACCUGAAAUUGCUUGGAAAAGAACGGAGAUGUCUGUUAUGUUGGAGCAUGUGCAGGCCCAUGUUGCGCCAACAGAUGUUGAUCUUGGUGCUGGAGUACAAUGGCUUCCAAAAAUUCUUAGAGGUUCUCCAAAAGUAAUGCGUACAGGUGCUCUUCUUGAGAGAGUUUUUAUGCCUUGCGAUAUGUACUUUCAAUACACCAGGCACAAAGGAUGUACAAACGAACUCAAGGUGAAGCCCUUGAAAGAGGUUAAAUUCAAUUCUCACAAUAUAACAGCAAUAAUGACAUCUCGCCAAUUUCAAGUCAUGAUGGAUGUACUAAGCAAUCUUCUUUUUGCACGCAUUCCAAAGCCUCAAAAGAGUAGCCUGUCACUUUCUGUUGAAGAUGAUGAUAUUGUGGAAGAGGAAGCAGCAGAUGAGGUGGUUCCUGAUGGGAUUGAAGAGGUUGAACUUGAAAAAAUCAAUCUUGAAGUGGUAGAGAGAAAACAGAGGUUGCUUAUUGAUGAUAUAGGGAAAUUAUCUCUUUGGUGCGACAAUAUUGGUGACCAGAGUCUAGAAAAGGAAGAUGAGUGCUGGAUGAUAGAUGGUGGGAUACCUUUGUUGAUCCAAGAAUUGAGAAAAGAACUUGUAGUUGCAAAGAAAGCAAGGAAGGAAGCAUAUGCAUCUCUAAGAGUUGCUCUGCAAAAAGCUGCCCAAUUGCAACUAAUGGAAAAGGAAAAAAAGAGCAAAAGUCCCUCCCAUGCCAUGCACUUAUCUUUGCAAAUUAAUAAAGUUGUUUGGAGCAUGCUUAUUCAUGGUAAAUCCUUCGCUGAAGUUGAGAUCAAUGACCUGAUUUACGACUUUGACCGGGAUUUCAAGGAUGUGGGCAUUUCUCAUUUCACAACAAAAUACUUUGUUUUCAGAAAUUGUCUGGCUAAUGCCAAGUCUGAUACAGUUUUGGCAGCUUGGAAUCCUCCGUCUGAAUGGGGAAAAAAAGUGAUGCUUAGGCUUGAUGCAAGACAAGGACAACCAAAGGAUGGAAAAGCUCCCUUUGAACUUUUUCAGGUAGAUAUCUACCCCCUUAAGAUCCAUUUAACAGAGACAAUGUACACAAUGAUGUGGGGGUAUUUCUUUCCAGAAGAAGAACAACGUGAUUCUCAACGUCGAAAGGAGGUUUGGAAGGUUUCAGCGACAGCUGGUGCAAGGCGUGCAAAGAAAGGUGAUACCUCAUCCUCAGCCCAAGCCGAUUCAACUCAGGCAUCCAAAGCUAAAAAUACAAAGGAAGAAAUAUUGGCCGACUCUAGUGAGGAUGAGGCACCUAAAAGCAAAACUAAAGGUUCUAAGCCUAGUGACGAGAAGAAGCCAAAAAAGAUGAUGGUGUUUCAUGAAAUCAAGAUUAGCCAGGUUGAGUUAUCGGUUACAUAUGAAGGGUCAAGAUUCGCCGUAAGUGAUCUGAGAUUACUAAUGGAUCAAUUUCAUCGGGUAGAGUUUGUUGGGAGUUGGCAAAGACUCUUCUCACGAGUUAAGAAGCAUGUCAUCUGGGGAGUCCUGAAAUCUGUGACUGGAAUGCAGGUUAAGAAAUUUAAAGACAAAGGUCAAAUUCAGCCCAGUGCAGCUAGUGGUCCAGAGAUAAGGGACAAAGACAAUUCAGCAGUAAAAUCUGACCAGUCAGGUUUUCCGCGUCCAGCUGAUGGAGCAGGUGAUGGAUUUGUAACAUCCAUUAAAGGUCUAUUCCACACUCAAAAGAAAAAAGCAAAGGCAUUUGUGAACAAGACAAAGAAAGGUGAAGGAGAACAAGAGGCACAGGGUUCGGAUGUCAGUGAAAAUGAAGCUGAAGCUUCUACAUUUGCUAGGCAGCUUACGAUUGUGAAAGCUAAAAAGCUUAUUAAGCGACACACUCAAAAGCUCCAAGCUAAAGGACACAAAGCUUCAUUCUCCAAAGAAUCAUUUCCACCAGCAUCAGCAUUGCAAACAUCAACAUCUCCUCAACAAGUGAUUGACUCAUCAUUAGCAUAUGACAGUGAUUCCUCAAGUGCAUCUGAAGCCUAUGAAGCAUUAAGUGAAUUGAACAAGCUCUAAGUUACCUAAAUGGAAAGUCUUAAUUUUUAUCUAAGCAAGAAGCACAAUGCGUUUGAUCAUUCACAAUCAGCAUGCAUAUUCAGAGGAUGAACUUGUUGAAAGAAUACUAUGGACUCAAAUUUUGGAUUAUUCUUCAUUGAACUACUUGUAUUCAUAGUUCAUACCAUUUCUUAACAUCUACCAUUACUUGCUGUUCAUCAACAACUUUGUGAUCAUCUCUUCUGGUUGCAUAUUCACGUAGCUUCUCAAUAUAUAUGCAAUUUUGGCAGCUUAAUAUUUUAGAAGAUAGGAGUUGUUUUGGCAUGAUUGUGUAGACACAAUAAUUUGA